This is a messenger RNA of Anastrepha obliqua, 4837 nucleotides long. RefSeq names its product tyrosine-protein phosphatase vhp-1 (gene puc). Lineage: Eukaryota; Metazoa; Arthropoda; Insecta; Diptera; Tephritidae. Gene Ontology annotation, biological process: negative regulation of MAPK cascade; protein dephosphorylation. The transcript is spliced from 4 exons. The coding region runs from base 1499 to 2893 and encodes 464 amino acids. Gene Ontology annotation, molecular function: MAP kinase tyrosine/serine/threonine phosphatase activity; protein tyrosine/threonine phosphatase activity. Gene Ontology annotation, cellular component: cytoplasm; cytosol. The record is from RefSeq and is a predicted model, not a curated record.
UAAUCGAGAGGGUAUGUAUGUCGGAAGAAACGACGGAAGUUUAAUUUAUGCUACGACAGAGAAACGGGGGAAAUUAAGAGCUAACAGCUAGAAGAAAAGCAAACAAAUAGCUAAUUUACAUAAAAGUGCGAGUGUUAUGUCGACUUGUAUUCAAGAAUUCAAUUAAAUCGGAAAGUAUUUUAUAAUUGUGUAAAGUGAGCGAAGAAAAUGUGAUUACAAUAGUAGACGCGACUUCAACGAAUUUAAGCAAAGUAACAUAAAAUGUAAAUGCGGAUUAAAAGGAACGAACAAGUGCCUUUUACACAACAACUACCAACACCAAACCGACUGCUACUAACCAACAACCACGCAUUUGUGAAAAAAUGUUUUUAACAAAUAAAUAGAAAACAGAAUUCAAUAAAGUGUUCGAGCGACCGCACGGUGAACUCAUUUUACGUUUUUAACCAGCAAUAACGCUCCUGUUGCAUUCUUUCAAUGACAUAAAGCUAUAUAUAUUUGUGCGUGUGCAAAGCGAACUACAACAAAUAUUAAAAAAACGAAAAAAACAUUACCAUUCAACCUAACCAUCAGUAAGCCAACUUAUUAACCAGGAAUUUCGGCCACGAAAAAUGCAGCAAAGUGUAGUUGAAGAGAGGGAAAAUAAUACAGAGAAAAAACAUACUGUCUAGAAUAAGAAAAAAAAAACAAAGUAAUUAAACAAAGUGCAUAUACAUAUAAAUAAAAGAACAACUAAAACAAAUUGUGCGGUCUUUGAGUAUUUCAAGAAACGAAUAAAAAAGAAUUAAUCUAGACGAAACAAUAUACAAGGUGAAAAUACCAUAGUUGAAAAAACGUUGAGAAAACAGGGAAUCAAAAAAUCAGCAAGUGUUUCGCGAUUUAAAUUACCACCCGCCUCCUAUAACUAUUGCCCAUAUACAUAUGUACAUAUAUUGCAAGUGAAUGCCCACGAGUUUUCAUAAAGUUUUUUUCGAAAACGAACUCAACUCGAACGAUAGAUAAUAAAAUAAAUUUUUAAUAUUCGCCCAAAGUGCGCUUGCUUCAUAUUAUCUAAUAAGCCAGCAGAGACAAAAGCAAUAACAAGCACAGCUAAAUUUUUACAGCAAAACAAUAAUAAUAACAACAACGAACAAAAAAUUUGUUUAAAAUAAUACGAAAAGCAACAACAACACCAAGCUAAUCAGCAGCAGCAGAUAAGUAAAGCAUAGCAAAGCGAAAAAGCAACACAAAUCUCACUGUAAAUUUACGUAUGUCAAAGAGAGUUGAAGAGACGUGAGUGAAGACCUCAACAACUUGGCAAACAACAAAUCUACAAACACACCCGUGUGUUCAAGUGUAAUUUUGUGAUUCACUUCGCUGUCGCUAGUACUGCCGCUGCUUGCGUUGCAGCAGCAAUACAAUAAUAAUAAAAAAGACACACAAAGUAGUGCGAAUAGUCAAGCGAGUGUCGCGUAGCGCUGAGUGCGAACGUGAUAGCAAGAGCGUGAGUCAUAAAAGUGAAAUGAAAAUGCGGGUAAAGAGAGAAUCACCGCUGCUCGUGCUGAGAUUUAGGACAAUCAACAGCAGAAAUGAUUGUAAACGAUCCACAGUUUGCGAUACACACGGCACAGCUUCGGCACCAGAGGCAAUGCCAUCAGAAGACUGCAACGAGGAUUGGUCGUCAACGGCGCCGCAAACAGGCAAUCGUUCACCGCUAAUGAGAAGUUGCUCUACACCAGCUGUUUAUGAUAUCGAAACCCAUCCCGCGUCACCAGUUUUCCCCCAUUUACUAUUGGGCAACGGCAAAGAUGCCAGCGAUCCGAGUAGUGUGGGCGCCAAUUGUGUUUUGAAUGUUACCUGCCAAGCACCCAGCUCAGGACCUACGCCGGGACUUAAGUAUAAACAGAUACCUGCCAGUGAUACACCGCAUCAAAAUAUAAAACAAUAUUUUCAAGAGGCCUACGAUUUUAUUGAGGAUGCACGCAAAACCGGCUCCCGUGUACUGUUGCACUGUCAUGCGGGCAUUUCGCGCAGCGCUACCAUCGCCAUCGCUUACGUUAUGCGUUACAAAUCGCUUUCGCUCUUCGAGGCUUACAAGUUGGUUAAAGUGGCGCGACCCAUAAUUUCACCCAAUCUCAACUUUAUGGGCCAACUGCUAGAACUCGAACAGAAUUUACGUAUGAGUGGCGUUUUGAAACCCGUCUCACCAUCCGCCACUGCACCCACUACCCCAACAUCUAGUCAAGUCGAAUUUACCAAUAACUCUGUGCUGAAACCCGCCUCGGCUGAGGACGAAGACGAAACCGAUGCGUCGUUAUUACGCAAGCGACCUGGUGAGGCCAAGCGUAAGAUGAGCGCCGACGAUGAUGAUGAUGCCGGAGAUGAUUUGUUUGAGGAUGCGCACAGUACGCUUAGCAGCCACAGCAGUUGUGCCAGUAAUAGUCAAGCGCUACGAUUGACAUGGCCGCCACCUACAGGAACGCCCGCAGCUCUUCUCUCGCCCUCCACUUCGACGGAAGCGUCCUGCUCUUCUUCGGUAUCGUCAUCAUCGCUAUCUGCCUCUUCAUGCGCCUCAUCUUCAGCCUCAACGCCGACUUCACCAUCCGUUUCUUCAUCUGCAGCACAAUCGCCCUUCCUAUGCUGCACACCCACCGCCAUGCCGAAACGUCAUUCGCCCGCCAAACUGCGGCUCAACCUGCGUUCUACCUUCGCGCCGAUACGACAGUCACAGUCGUGCAUGUCGAUACGCGAAGUGGCUGACGAAGCCUUAGCCCCGACUGCCAGCGAGGCAACAGACACGGCGUUGGCGAUAGCAGGCGCAGCAGCUGCAGCCGCUAGCAGCGCGAGCAACAUGCCCUUGCCCGUGGCGAUGGACCAUGAGAACAAUGUUGUAUUGGCAAUGUCGACCAGUGAAUGAAAGCACUAAUACAUACGUAAUACGGUUACAACAAUAAGGAUUCACUAGUAGUAAAAAUAAAAAAUAAAACAAAUAAAAAUAGCAAAUGAAGAUAACUAAAAAAAUUAACAACAAAAACAAAAGCAACGCAAGCACUUUGAGAAAUGCUGUGAAUAUCUUUUAAGUGUACAAUAUAGCGAGCGUACCUACCUAACGAUAGCAUACAUACUUGUAUAUACAUAUGUACACAGUUGUGCGUAUAUAUAUUUUGUGUAUAUUACAUACAUACAUAGUAAGUACACUAGCAUACCGAUCGAACGAAUAAGCGAUCGAAAUAACACCACGCCUACCAUUAUUACGUAAAUACUGCGAGUACAUAUGAAUUUCUGUAAAAGAUCAGGAAAAUUACUGACGAGUAUAUCAAUUAAAAAGUCUUAAAUGAAUAUAAAGCGGGAUAAUUAAAACGAAGAACAAACAAGUAAACAUGCAAGUCAUGUACCUAAAUAAAGGCAUACAUAUUGAUACAAAAAGAAUGCAUAUUAUAAAUUCAAAACUGAAGAAUUGUGAAAAUAUUUACUUUUUGUAAUAUUGUACCUUUUUACCUUUUGAGAAAAACUAAUAAAAGGGAGCGCAUACAAAUGGCGUUCAGAGAAAUUGCAACUAUGCAUUUGCCUAAGCUUAAGGCUAAUUUUCGAGUAUGAAAAAAGUUUACUUUGAAAAGAUUUAACUAUGAAAUGUUAUUUAUUUAUUUUCAAAUGAUUUAAAUUAGUAAAACGCUUACUUGUAGACAUUAUUGCCAAGGAGCUGUUUAUAUAUAAUAUAAUUUUCAGCUUAAGAAACAUUCAGUAGAAGAAAAAUUCGCUUUCGAAAGUCAUUAAUAAAAUGUAUUUAAUAUAAAUGUAGAAGAAGUUUUUGUGAAAUAUUUAAUUAUCUUUUUAUUUUGCAAAUCCAAAAAUUUUCAGCAUAACUUGCUUUUUUACGGGAAAUGAUAUUAACGACCGACCGACCGAACACCAUUAAGUGGGGCAACAUAGUGCAUACACUCAUGUCCACUUUAUGAAGUUCGCUUAUCUAUGGACUUUUGGCUUUUUCAUAGACUUCCACUUUUGUAAAGAUGAAUGCCUGCUACAUCUGUGAAUGAAUAAUAGUAUAAAUAUUAUUUUUAUUAUAUGAAAUACGAAUUAUAGUAUAAAUAUUACUGUAAAGCCCAGCAACUAAUUUAGUGAUUGACAAAUAUAAAGUGCGAAGUCGAUUAAAGUUUCGUCAAAAGUCCAGAUAUGUACAUACAUAUAUGCAAUACUGUAAUAAUGUAGUUCACUGGCUGAAAUUACAUUUUUAUAAAUUUUUUUCGUUAAUUUUUAAUUUUUUUUCAUUACUUUUUAAUUCUUAUUUUCGUUAAUUUUUACAUUUCCUCAUGCCCUUCUAAGUCACCGGGUUCACAUAUAUACUUAACCAAGCUGUAGCACCCCGUACGCUACAACAUUGUGGUAUAUUGCGAGCAUAAAUUUAAUGAAGAAAGAAAAUCAUGCAUAUACAUAAUUAAUUUUUAUGAGAAGUGAAAAAUUUAGUUAUUAUAAGUAAUAAAAAUAAUGUUAAAAAAACGAUUUUUUGCAAAUCUACACACAUUCAUAUGUUUGUCCUCCCGAAAAAAAAUGAAAAAUCCUAUCUUUUGCCUAGCAUAAUUUGUAAAAAAAAAAAUAGUAAAAAAACCAUGUACAAAACAAAAAACAAACUGUAUACAUAUAAACAUAUUAGCAAGCGAAUAUUUAUUUUAAUGCCAAACUCUUUCUAUAAAACUGUUUUAAGUUUUUCCUUUACGCACACACCUACAAUAAGCGAGAAGUUUUCAAAGUAUACAGUAUGUAAACUUAAUUGAAAUCAAAAGCCUAAAUCAGCCGAUAAAAAAAUUACCCAAGCAUCACAACACAUUGGCUUUUCCAUAUAUUUCGUAUAUGAGUAAUAUAA